GCUUCAACUUCUACUCGAAGGCCUCUCGCAGUCUUCUCACCUGUUUUUGCAAUACUUUGCGCAUAAAAUCACAGAAUAUUUUGCUUUUAAUAUAUUCUGUGAUAUAUUUCUCAAUGAAUUUUAAUCGUGUAUUGAUUUUAAAGAAAUGAUUUCCAAAAGUGAAAAUGAGGCCAAUUUUAUGGGCCUAUCGAUCGGGAAACUCACAAACGGUGUCAAUUUGUUGGUGAUUUUGGUCAGUAUUGGGUUCAUUGCGUUCACAUUAAUGGUUGUCUUAUUAAUCAAAUAUCGGUCCCAGAGGUUGAAGAAGAAGAAUAGCAUUUGCGAGGAAACGGUUGAGUCCGGCAUCUUAUCGCCAGACACUAAACGCGUCAAAAUUACAAAAUGCGAUAUAAAGAGCAAUACGGAUAACUCUGACUCGAGUGACGAUCAGGUGUUGUACGAGAAGGAUGAGAGGUAUAGGACUGAUAGAGUGCAACCCAAACGUCAAUCCCUGCGUCCAACGCAACAGUCGGUCACGUCGUCGAUGGAGUCCGAGAUGGAGACCAUUCCCUCUUUGGUGGUGUCGGUCGUGACCGACGGCACGAGGGCUUCGGUCGCACUCAUCAAAGCCAAGAAUCUGCGCCGAAGCGGUCACUCGUCCACCGAUCGACUCAUACCGGAGGGUGUGUUCGCCCGCAUAUAUCCCACGUAUAGGACAACGUCUACCGACAGUUCCCAAACGGAGAGCGAACAGAGCCAACACCGGCCGCGCGGAAGCGGCGGUGCUGUCGGCGGUCACGAGGAGUACUUCGAGAGCCCGUAUAUAAAGUCUAAGAAAUCAAAACUCAUUAAAUUCAGUGAGAAAGAGAGGUUUGAUGUGUUGGGCGACAACUUUCCCAUUCGGUUAUCGGUCUAUGAAUACGACAAACAGAGGGUCCGCUAUAAUAUUGGAAAUUGUUUCUUGAAUAUCGAUGUCCGCGACAACUAUCACACCAAACAAAUCAUUGAAUUGUCUUUAUAUAAAACCUUAUAUAAGGCUAAGAGUGCGGCACAAACUCGCAGAUAACUUUCACGGCUGGCUCUUUGGUUACACAACACUUCACUAUUGAUGAUAUAAUUAUUGCAAUUUAUCUAAUUUAUAGCUUUUAUCUAUAUUUAUGAAAAAUUAAUUUUAUUAUAAAUUUACAGAUUAUUUGUAAAUUAAUUAACAAUAUAUGUCAGGCAUUUAAAUAGAACUCACCAUGAAUAUUGAAACUUAUAGAAUAAAUUAAGUAAAACAUAACAAUUGAAAAA
Messenger RNA from Medioppia subpectinata, 1272 nucleotides. Lineage: Eukaryota; Metazoa; Arthropoda; Arachnida; Sarcoptiformes; Oppiidae. The record is from the annotation of a GenBank genome assembly.